AGCUGUCAAUGUGUUGUCAUUCUAAUUGGAAAUGUCAAAUUGACACGGCGACCGCAUCGUGUUGUACUGGUGCGGCAUCCAAAAAGCCGAUUAGUCGACGUGUAAAGUUGUUAUUACGGAAAUAAUUUAUUUAUCCAGUAUUAAUACCGAUUCAAAAUGUGCGGAAUAUGGGCAUUGUUUGGUGUAAGUGAAGACUUAUGUCCACUAUGUACGGAGAGUUUCGUGACAAUUCGACACCGCGGCCCCGACGCAUGGCGAUUCGAGGCCGAUGCUCGAGAACCAUUUGCGAUAUUUGGCUUCCGACGACUGGCUAUUGUUGACGGACUUCACGGUAUGCAACCGAUGAGAUUACAUCUCUAUCCUCGUACAAACCUCAUUUGUAACGGAGAAAUCUACAACUAUAAACGUUUACAAACACAAUUCAAGUUUCCGUAUGAAACAAAGUGUGAUGUGGAGGCUAUUACGCAUCUGUAUCACAACUUUGGCUUCCAGAAAACUGUAAAGAAUCUAGAUGGUGUAUUCGCAUUUUGUCUAAUGGAUGGAGAGAAAAAGAAAAUUUGUGUUGCUCGUGAUCCGUAUGGUGUCCGCCCGCUCUUCGAAUAUUGGGACGCGGAAAGAGGUGUCUUAGGAAUCUCUUCAGAAGGCAAAGGUCUGAUAAAGUUAAAACAAAACGGCAAUGGUAGUGCCACGUUAAGACAAUUCCCACCUGGUCACUAUGCCCAGUGGAGUAUAUUGGAGGAUGGCAAAGUCAAACUUGAUUUUAUUGAGCGAUACACGUCGCCCGGCAUGCCGCCAAACUUUAUACCGUAUGUUCCGGAGUCAGAGCUAGAAGGCAAGAGUAUAGAAGAGAAGACAGCUUAUCUCUUAGAAGCAGCGUGUGAAAAGAGAUUGAUGUCAGACAGACGUAUAGGAUGUUUACUUAGUGGUGGCUUAGAUUCCUCACUUAUUGCCUCUCUAGUUGUAAAACUUGCUAAAAAACACAACUUGCCAUAUAAAAUACAAACAUUCGCUAUCGGAAUGGGUGACUCACCAGAUUUAAUCGCGGCUCGCUCCGUCGCCGAUUACUUGGGAACUGAACACCAUGAAGUACAAUUUGACGAAAACGAUGUAAAGCAGGCACUGGACAACGUAAUCUAUCACUUAGAAUCGUUUGACAUUACUACGAUUCGCGCUAGUUUACCUAUGUAUUUGCUAUCGAAGUAUAUCAAGGAAAAGACUAACACUACUGUGGUAUUCAGUGGGGAGGGAGCAGAUGAAUUAGCACAAGGCUACAUUUACUUUAGGGAUGCUCCUUCCGAAAACGUAGCACAUGAAGAGAGCUUGCGUUUACUCUCCGAUAUUUACUUGUACGACGGUCUCCGAGCGGACCGAACGACUAGUGCAUUCAGUUUGGAGCUCCGUGUACCGUUCUUAGAUAUUCAGUUUACUCACCACUAUCUCAGCCUUGACCCGAAACUGAGGCAACCCCAAAACGGCAUAGAGAAACAUUUACUUAGGAACAGUUUCGCAAAAAGUGGAUUGUUGCCAGACACCAUUUUGUGGCGUCACAAAGAGGCCUUCAGCGACGGCGUGGCCUCCGUAAAGAAGUCAUUGUUUACUGUUAUCGGGGAUAUAAUAGCUGAAAGGUCAAUAGAGGAGAAUGCCGUAUAUCCAGGAGUACAGCCGAAGACAGCAGAGUCAAAAUAUUACCGCUACGUGUUUGAGAAGUCCUUCCCCGGGCAGCAUGUAUUUACUCCGUAUUAUUGGAUGCCGAAAUGGGUCGCUGGGGUGUCCGAUCCUUCUGCGAGAUUUAUAAAACAUUACGCGGCUAACUAAAGCAAUUUCUGGUUGUACAAAGUUUAUAUAAAAGUGAUUUUUGUAAGUCGCUUAUUAUCUGGAGCCUAGCUCUUUUGUUUGUGCUGUGUUGUAUCUUAUACAUUUAAUUUGUCAAGUAAGUUAUACAAAAGCUUGUUAUAACUACCGCCGCAGAAUGUUUGAAUCGUAAUCUUUACGUAAGUUUAAUAAUUUUUAUUUGCCAUAACUUUCAUUGUUUCUUCAAAUACCGAUACAAUACUGUGAGUUAAAAUGUUCUAAAGUUGGUCUGUCUUGAUUCGUUCGUGAGAAUUACAAUAACAGAAGUGAAACAAAGCGUAUGAACUCCAUUAAUUGACUUGCGGUGUUCCGUAUAACUUGGUCCUCAUUAUUCCCUCGUCGAUUUAGUCUUCGGUAAAUCUGGUGGUACCAGCAGGUACAUUUACUUUGAGAUAAUUUUACUACUGUUCUCUGUUCAGGCUGUUAUUAACUGUUGUUUAUGAUUGCAAUAUUUUUUUUUGUUUAGUUUUGUACGGGGAUUCAAAAUCUCCGAAUGUUGUAAUACUUUUACGUACAAAUUGUUGAUUUUGACAAUAUUUUAUCUUAUUACUGAAGUACCUACAUGUGUUUUACUAACUGCUACCUCUUACAAGUGAAAUAAAAAGCAAUUAAGUAAAAUAUUUUUAAUAAAAAAAGUGACACUGAAUGCAAACUUUGUAGGAAUCAUCAUGAAGUUUAUUUAAUAAACAAAAUAAAUAUUUUUUAUUUGUCACUUCAAAACAUUUGCAAGCUUGUGCAUUUGAAAAAGGAAUUGUGUGAUCUGUGUAUCUUCUAAAUUUUAUUAAAAAUUAAAU
Messenger RNA from Spodoptera frugiperda (fall armyworm), 2645 nucleotides. It is a transcript of the gene AsnS, whose product is annotated as asparagine synthetase [glutamine-hydrolyzing]. Gene Ontology annotation, cellular component: cytosol. NCBI's taxonomy places the organism in Eukaryota, Metazoa, Arthropoda, Insecta, Lepidoptera, Noctuidae. The record is from RefSeq and is a predicted model, not a curated record. Gene Ontology annotation, molecular function: asparagine synthase (glutamine-hydrolyzing) activity. The coding region runs from base 157 to 1815 and encodes 552 amino acids. The transcript has 2 exons.